AUGUUAGCUGCGCAUCCUUCAGGAACUAUCAACAAAUUCCAAAUCUCUUUUAGCUGCAAAGCCACUUUGCGCGGAUACACAACCGCGCCUUCAGGUCCUCUGAUUACUAGUUGUUUUGCCUCUUCAAGAUCAAGAGGUCCUUGGAGCAAUGUGAAGUGUUAUCAUUCAUCUUUCUCUCCAAAAAGCCAAAUUCAUCAUCGUAGAAGAUGGAUGUGUUGUCGUUCAUCGAUUUCACCGGAUGAUGAGUACCGUUCAUCGGGCAACAUAGCUAUUAGUCUCUUAAGACGUUACAGGACAGUGAUUGAACGCGGUCAAGGUGAAACUUUAAAAGACUUCAUUUCGGCUGGCGUGAAUGCAUACGCUCUCGGUUGCACAGAUGAAGAUUUGAGAAAAGAACUUGUAGCUAUGAAAGAAUCGGGUUUCGAGAUCGAACAAACGGAGAGUUAUCACGGAAGCACACAGACUAAAUCCAAUAUUUUGCUCUCUGAGGUAGAUGAAUGCAUAUUGUGGCUUAGCAUUGUAUUCAUCACAAUCUUGUGCACGCCGCAACCAACGGUCGUGAGAUGGUCUUCGGCUCCUUCGGUCUCCGAUGAGACUCUUAGCAAAUGGAGAGGCUUUUGCGCGGUAAUAGCCAAUGCAUACUAUAUCAGGGGAAUGGCGUGGCUGCCGGUGAAGACUCUUCAGAUGGAGCAGAUGGCGGUGACGGGACAAGCGGAGGAGCCAUCGGUUGUGGCUAGCCGAAUGAGACUGGUCUUUAGCACUCUCGAGGUAGUGAGCCCUCAAUGGCCACGGGUUUAA
Microthlaspi erraticum is the source of this 798-nucleotide messenger RNA. Lineage: Eukaryota; Viridiplantae; Streptophyta; Magnoliopsida; Brassicales; Brassicaceae. The record is from the annotation of a GenBank genome assembly.